GACAUAUGGAGUGGAUGGACCUACGGGUGGACGGAUGGAAAGACAGACAUAUCAACUGGACGUACAGACGGGCUGAACGGACAAACAGACAAACGGAUAGAUGGACGUGCACAUGGAUGGACGGACAGAUGGACAUACCGACUGGACGGACGGAGGGAUGGAGUGCAUACAUAUAACAUACUUUACCGUAACUCCCUAAAAGGGCUUUUCAGUUACAAGACAAAUAUUGAUUGGACCCUUUAGUUCUUUCGGUAUAUCAAGCUUCCCUUAAUUGACGGACGGACAGAGUGACAGAUUGAAUGGACCCACAGGCAGACGGACUAGACAGAUGGACAACGAUGUCGACUACAUCUGAUCAUUUUCUUUAAUCUCAAAUCUAUAAUCUAAAACUUAAUCUAUAAUCAAAACAGUCUAAGCAUUCAUGUCUCUUUCCCGAAAGCUCAUGUGGAGAUCUCAUGCAAGCGUAGGAUGUGGAUAUGCCAUGAAUCACGAAAGCGGCAAUGUUACCACCGUCGUGGUUGCAGCAUAUGAGCCCGUUGCAAUCGCAGACAAUAUUGAUGACUUCAUCGAAAAUGUUCUACCACCCAAUUAG
Molecule: messenger RNA, 592 nt
Organism: Porites lobata
Lineage: Eukaryota; Metazoa; Cnidaria; Anthozoa; Scleractinia; Poritidae
Source: the annotation of a GenBank genome assembly